Messenger RNA from Adineta steineri, 1632 nucleotides. The record is from the annotation of a GenBank genome assembly. Lineage: Eukaryota; Metazoa; Rotifera; Eurotatoria; Adinetida; Adinetidae.
AUGUUAUUGACUUUCGGUCUUUCAUCAACUUCAUCAUUGCCGACCUGUUUUAUUUCGGCACCGUUUGUCGGCGAAUGGAUACAGCCGGGUCUUGUCGAUUUGAUAACAAUCAAUAAUACAUCGUGUUCAUUAAAAGGAACGUGUAUUAGUACUGUUGGACAACAAGAUGUCAAAAAUAAAUUCAUCUUCUAUAAUGAACAAACAAGAUGUAAACGUUGUGUUUUAUUUAUUCCCAGACAUUUAAAUGCAUUACAAUAUCGAGAAAGCGAAUGCUUCGAUGCAGACGAUGACAAUGGACGUAUUUGUGGAUCAAUCACGCCUGAUACAGUUUUAUAUACACUCUUCCGGGAUAAUGCUGAAUCAACUCCAUGUCCAUUUGAACAAUCAUGGUAUUUCGAAAAAAAUCAUCAAUUAUCAACAUCAUGUCAAUUAAAAUCAUUUCAACAUUGUUUUUCAUCAAAUACAUUCCAAUUAACAUAUAAUAAUCGAUGUCCAACUAAUCAAAAUGUUCAAGCAACAUGUUUUGCACAUUUUACUGAUGGAAUUAUAAAUUAUGUUGUUGCUCGAAGUAUUGAUCGACAACGAUUUGUUUGUUUUUCUUAUACAAAAACAAAACGUGAUGAACAAUCUAUACCGCCAAAUGAAGUUUAUCUAUCUGCAGAUGAUACAUGUAGAGAUUUACUUACACGUGAAUCAGCUAUUGUAUUAAAUGUCCUUCCAAGUACAUCUCAUCAUCAAUUUGAAUCGAAAACUCAAUUACCAGAAUGGACUCAUGGUAAAUGGUUAACAAUUGGAACAAAUAUAGUUUAUAUUAAUAAUACUCAAUUUAUUAUGAAAACACAUGAUGAACAAAAUAUUCUAUAUGAUCUAAGAUUUACUCGAAUUUUGACUAGUCGUCGACAACAUGAAAAUGCCAUUCGUAUUAAAGCAAAAUCUUUAGAACAAUGUUCAUCUAUAUUUUAUUGUAUUAAAAUAAUUUAUCGAUCAUCAUCAGUUAUUGAUCUUACAAUUGGUAAAUUUUAUUUUUAUAAAGAAAAAGAUAUCGAAAUAUUUUGUUUAGGUUUUGAUGAACAUGGAUGUAAAGAAGGUCAUUUACAUCAUACACUUUUCAAACCUUCAAUAUCUUCGAAUAUUUCUUGUCCACAAAUGGGCACUUAUAAAUCAUCAAAUACUUAUCGACCAUCAAUUCCUAUUUCAACAUGCUCAACUGGUCUUUGGACAUUAUCUCUUGGAUGUGAAUUAACAAAUAAAAGUGAAUUAACAUUUUCUUCUUCAUGUCGUCAUGAAACUGUGCCUGAUGUUCAAAUAUUAACAUCAAUUAAAGGUAUAUGCUUAGCAUCAUGGCGUACAGAUCAUCGAUUUCAACGUACAAUUAUUCUCUAUGAACAAACAAGAGCUUUUUGUUUGAUUCAACCAUUGAAACAAAUGACAGCAAGUUGGAUAGUAUCGGAAUCAAGUUGUACAAAUCUUGAUACAUUAUCAAUAAAUGUUGAAAAUAGUUUAAGAUAUUCUGAUAAUUGUGAACAUUAUAAAAAGACCUAUCAAUAUCUAACUACAAACCAUAGUUCUAUUCAAAGAAUAUCUUAUUUAUUGUUUUGUUUUUUAACUGUUCUUUUACUAUGCAAGUAUUAA